AUGAAGACAGUCCAGCUUUGCCUCUUACUGUGGUUCUGGAGAGUAAUCUGCUGCCAUAGCUGCGGGCUGACCAACAUCACCAUCUCAGUCGAGAAGGAAGAGUGCCGUUUCUGCAUUAGCAUCAACACCACUUGGUGUGCUGGCUACUGCUAUACCAGGGAUCUGGUCUAUAAGGACCCAGCCAGACCCAACACUCAGAAAGUAUGCACCUUCAAGGAGCUGGUGUAUGAGACCGUGAGACUACCCGGCUGUGCCCAUCACUCAGACUCACUCUACACAUACCCAGUAGCCACUGAAUGCCACUGUAGUAGGUGUGACAGUGACAGUACUGACUGCACUGUGAGAGGCCUGGGGCCCAGCUACUGCACCUUCAGUGACAUGAAGGACUAA
Messenger RNA from Acomys russatus (golden spiny mouse), 390 nucleotides. It is a transcript of the gene Fshb, whose product is annotated as follicle stimulating hormone subunit beta. The record is from RefSeq and is a predicted model, not a curated record. The transcript has 2 exons. The coding region runs from base 1 to 390 and encodes 129 amino acids. Gene Ontology annotation, cellular component: extracellular region; cytoplasm. Gene Ontology annotation, biological process: G protein-coupled receptor signaling pathway. Lineage: Eukaryota; Metazoa; Chordata; Mammalia; Rodentia; Muridae. Gene Ontology annotation, molecular function: hormone activity.